This is a messenger RNA of Oncorhynchus masou masou (cherry salmon), 5591 nucleotides long. Its product is annotated as AP-1 complex subunit mu-1. NCBI's taxonomy places the organism in Eukaryota, Metazoa, Chordata, Actinopteri, Salmoniformes, Salmonidae. The transcript is spliced from 11 exons. Gene Ontology annotation, biological process: vesicle-mediated transport; intracellular protein transport. The record is from RefSeq and is a predicted model, not a curated record. Bases 194 to 1498 code for a protein of 434 amino acids. Gene Ontology annotation, molecular function: clathrin-cargo adaptor activity. Gene Ontology annotation, cellular component: clathrin-coated vesicle; clathrin adaptor complex.
GAGCAUGUAACGUUUUGUGUCUUCUGGCUUGUGAAGUGACGUGUGCACAAAACCUGGUCAAUGGUAGCGAAAAACACCUAGCACCCCUAGUUGGAUGCUACCGUACCGCUACAUAUUUUUAUAUUGUACUGUUUAGAUAUUAUAAAUAUAUUUAUCACCAACUCGUAGUAAGUUACGGCGAACUAGAAGCAAAAUGUCAGCAAGUGCGGUUUACGUGUUAGACCUCAAAGGCAAGGUUCUGGUUUGCCGUAACUACAGAGGAGAUGUGGACAUGUCAGAGAUUGAGCACUUUAUGCCCAUCCUUAUGGACAGAGAGGAGGAGGGUAACUUAUCCCCUAUCCUGGCCCACGGAGGUGUCCGCUUCAUGUGGAUCAAACACAACAACCUGUACCUUGUAGCAACGUCUAAGAAAAAUGCUUGUGUCUCAUUGGUCUUCUCUUUCCUCUACAAAAUUAUUCAGGUUUUCUCAGAGUAUUUUAAGGAGUUGGAAGAGGAGAGUAUCAGAGAUAACUUUGUCAUCAUCUAUGAGUUGAUGGAUGAGUUGAUGGACUUUGGCUACCCCCAGACCACUGACAGCAAGAUCCUUCAAGAGUACAUCACCCAAGAGGGGCACAAGCUAGACACGGGGGGUCCGCGCCCCCCUGCAACCGUCACCAAUGCAGUGUCCUGGAGGUCAGAGGGCAUCAAGUACAGGAAGAACGAAGUCUUCCUGGACGUCAUUGAGUCUGUUAAUCUUCUGGUCAGUGCGAAUGGUAACGUGCUGCGCAGUGAGAUCGUGGGCUCCAUCAAGAUGCGGGUGUUCCUGUCAGGGAUGCCCGAGCUGCGUCUGGGGCUCAAUGACAAAGUUCUCUUUGAGAACACUGGCCGAGGGAAGAGUAAAUCAGUGGAGCUGGAGGACACCAAAUUCCACCAGUGUGUGCGUCUGUCUCGCUUUGAGAAUGACCGCACCAUUUCUUUCAUUCCUCCCGAUGGAGAGUUUGAGCUCAUGUCCUACCGCCUCAACACACACGUGAAGCCCCUGAUCUGGAUAGAGUCGGUGAUAGAGAAACACUCCCACAGCAGGAUCGAGUACAUGAUCAAGGCUAAGAGUCAGUUCAAGAGGCGGUCCACAGCCAACAAUGUGGAGAUUCACAUUCCAGUUCCCACAGACGCCGACUCGCCCAAGUUCAAGACCACGGUGGGCAGUGUCAAGUGGAUCCCAGAGAACAGCGAGGUUGUCUGGUCCAUUAAGUCAUUCCCGGGGGGUAAGGAGUAUCUGAUGAGGGCCCACUUCGGUCUGCCCAGUGUGGAAGCAGAGGACAAGGAGGGGAAGCCCCCCAUCAGUGUCAAGUUUGAGAUCCCCUACUUCACUACUUCUGGCAUCCAGAUUACCAGCUCCGAACCCAAUAGAAACUGCAGCAGGAAAGGGAAAGGCCCAUAUUUCUAUGGAUGGAACAUUGUUGGUCACGGAUAUGUAAUUACUUUUAGUCCUUUGUCAUGGACAUUUGUUGUCAAUUGACUUAAUUUGUUUUCUUUUCAAGUUUGAAGUUUUUUUCAUGUUUAGUGCCAUAAUACAGAAAUUAUAUUCCUCUGAAAAUUCUAAAUAUACGUUUUUAUUUGGUUACAGUUGUGCUCUAAAAGUAGUGAGAUGUAUGAUAUUUCUAUAGUAGGUCAGUUGCAAAUAAUGAAUACAAUUGUUGAUACUCUACUUACCUCUUUUCCAUCUAAAUCACCUGCUUGCAAUGUGGUCAUAUAUUUUAAAGGUCAAUUUCAGGUGUUACAAGUUGAGUGUGACCAACGAACCAGUGAAGUGUUAUAAGAAGUUUAAUGUGAAUUGACACACAGCGUUCUUGAUUUGUCGGUUUUCCUGAUUACUUAGUGAUAGCCUGAUGCAAGGCUGAAAAAGAUCGUCAAUAUAUUGUCUGGUCCGGAGUCAUCGGACAUCAGUCUGUAUGGCUGUUAUGAUGAGAAUGAGGUGCAUUGGUACAUUUGUGCAGAUCGAAAUGAGCACUUAAAAUGGUCAAACUAUAAUAAAAUAUUUGCCACAAGUUUUUAUUGCAGUUCCUUUAGGCCACCAUUACCUCUGUGAAUAAUCAAAUCCUAAAUGUUUAUUGGGAUGUAUUAAGUUCAUAAUUAGCUGUUGAUACAUUUUUAUAUUUUUCUCAUUUUCAUCUCUUGAUUUAUCCUCACAUUAUUCAGUGGAAUACAACAUGCUCAAUGGAAGGCAACAUUUUUAUAAACCGUUCUGAAUGAAGCUAGCUAUUAAAAGGUAUUGUACAUUGCUAGCAGAUCUUUUAGGUGACUUGUUAACAGUUGACUGCCAUGGUUGCUUCAAUAAGUUCUCAAACUAGGCCAAAAGCUUUAAAUCGCAAAUUUGCAAAAACAUCCCUAUAGUGAUACCACCAUCAGAUAUUUUCUCCCUCGUAAAAUAAAAAUGUUAUGGUCUUGUUUGCUGUAAACUGAUGUCUAUGUCCAAAUCAGAGACAACAGUCCGAGUGGUUGUGAGUUUGAGGUUUCUCGCUUUCUUGUCAAUUCAUUUUGAUCACAACACCGUUGUGGCCAGAGCUUUUGCAUAUGCAGAAAAUGUCAUCGAUUUUGACACUUUUUUUUUACACCUUUAGUAAACACAUCCAAUUGAUCUUUUAAAAUGGUUUUGUUGUACUUCAUCAUCCAACCAAACUUUUGCUUACGUUAUACUUAUGACACAAGGAACCCUUCAAUCAGUUACAAUUUAGGAAACCUCUUUUAGCAGUGGUAUUGACUUGCCUAUAUUAUCCAUAUCUUUAAAAUCAAGCGUCUAUAAAGGUUAUCAAAGAGCUUGACUGUUUCCUUUUGUAUUAAACUAUUUUCAACUUAAUUGCAGGCUUUCUACUGCAUUGUUGUCUGCAGCAUGUUUAGGCAACAUUUGAAUACUUAAAAAAUGCAUCCAUCCUUUGAAGUAAUCACUUAUCUGACUUGACUGCAUCUGUGAUUGCGAAAUAGUGACACCCCUGCUUUCACCUAGCCAAACGUGUUCGAUCAAUGAUUAAUUUCAAGAAAGUGUUGGAGGAAGGAUGCAUUUGUGUUACAUCACAACCCUGAGGAGAGUAGAAAGUGAAGUGUCAGUGAGUCUAGAUGCUGUGUUGCGUGCAUUCCUCAUGCUCCGGCUCCAGAUCAGAAUGGUGCAUCUCCCUGCAGACAACUGGGGUGUGAAUAGCAUGCAGGCCUGUGAGUCUCUUUCUCGCUCUCUAAAACAAAUCUGUCUGCCAUUGUACCAGUUAAUGAGCUUUAGAUCAUAAUGGUGAUACAAAGACUAGUUCUGCAUAGCUGGUCUGCCCUUUACACAACAGAAGUGUGUCUCCUUGAGGAUAUGUCUCCUCAGAUAUGCAUAUACAAGGCGGGCGUGUGGACAAAUAAGACAAAAUUGGCCUUCUGGAAACAAAGGUUCAAACUUCAGAACAUGAACUGGAUUAGCUAGAAAAGCGACAGAAUAGUGAGAAUAUUCUCCCUACCGGAAGAUGGGGGGGGGGGACAAAUCAAGUUGAUAUCAGAGGAGCUUGAAGUGGAUGUAUCACUGGAGGAUCUGGAGUCAUGCCAUCAGAUCGGCAUGAAGCAGAAGAACGCUAAAUACCCUCGCAUGAUCAUAUGUAAACUGGAAUUCUCAGUCAACUUUCUUGAUGGCACGGGGGAAAGGAGAUCAGGGUCCAGGUGGGAAAGGGAAGUGUGGAGUGCAAUAGAGAUGGUAUCAUCUGUGGAUCUGUUGGUGCGGUUUGAAAAUUGGAGUAUGUCUAGUGUUUCUUGGAUAAUGGUGUUGCUCGGAGCCAUGACCAGCCUUUCGAAGCAUUUCAAGGCUACAGACGUGAGUGCUACGAGUCAGUAGUCAUUUAGGCAGGUUACCUUAGUGUUCUUGGGCACAGGGACUAUGGCGGUCUGCUUGAAACAUGUUGGUAUUACAGACUUGGGCAGGGAGAGGUUGAAGAUGUCAGAGAAGACACUUGCCAGUUGGUCAGUGCAUGCUCUGAGUACACGUCCUGGUUAUCUGUCUGGCCUUGUGAAUGUUGUUUAAUGGUCUUGCAUCGGCUACGGAAAGCGUGAUCACACAGUCGUCCAGAACUGUUGAUGAUCUCAUGCAUGUUUCAGUGUUACUUGCCUCGAAGUGAGCAUAAGUAAUUUAGCUCGUCUGGUAGGCUCGUGUCACUGGGCAGCUCUCGGAUGUGCUUCCCUUUUGUAAUCUAUAAUAGUUUGCAAGCCCUGCAACAUCCAACGAGCGUCGGAGCCGAUGUAGCGUGAUUCGAUCUUAGUCCUGUAUUGACGCUUUGCCUGUUUGAUGGUUCAUCGGAGGGCAUAGCAGUUUUUCAUAUAACCUUCUGGGUUAGAGUCCCACACCUUGAAAGCGGCAGCUCAACCCUUUAGCUCAGUUGCAUGUAAUCCAUGGCUUCUGGUUGGGGUAUGUAUGUACAGUCACUGUGGGGACGACAUCCUCAAUACACUUAUUGAUAAAGCCAGUGACUGUUGUGUACUCCUAGUAAAACAGUCCUGUAGUUUAGCAUCUGCUUCAUCUGACCACUUUUUUAAAGCUUCCUGCUUUAAUUAUCGCUCGUAAGCAGGAAUCAGGAGGAUAGAGUUAUGGUCAGAUUUGCCAAAUGCAGGGUGAGGGAGAACUUUGUAUGCGUGGGUCUCUGCGUGUGGAGCAGAGGUAGUCUAGAAUUUCAAAUCAAGUUUUAUUUGUCACAUACACAUGGUUAGCAGAUGUUAAUGUGAGUGUAGCGAAAUGCUUGUGCUUCUAGUUCCGACCAUGCAGUUUUAUUUAACAAGUAUACACACAAGUGUAAAGGAAUGAAUAAGAAUAUGUACAUAAAUAUUGAAUGAGUUAUGGCCAAACGGCAUAGGCAAAAUACAGUAGAGGGUAGAGUACAGUAUAUACAUAUGAGAUGAGUAAUGUAGGGUAUGUAAACAUUAUAUAAAGUGGCAUUGUUUAAAGUGGCUAGUGAUACAUUUCUUACAUACAUUUUUCCAUUAUUAAAGUGGCUGGAGGUGAGUCUGUUGGCAGCAGCCACUCAAUGUUAGUGAUGUUGUUUUUACCUCUGGUUGCACAUUUCACAUGUUGAUAGAAAUUUGGUAAAACUGAUUUAACCUCUAGUGACACCCCAUCCCGUGAACGGGACCGUUGUCAUCAUCUGACACUAAUUAGCAUAACGCAACGGACAUAAAUCUUCCUAGAAAAUAUUUCUAUUCAUGAAAAUCACAAGUGAAAUAUAUUGGAACACAGCUGUGACGACCCUCCCACUCUGUCUGCCGUAUUCUGUCUUUGUUCUUGUUUCCUUAUUAGGAUGCCGGUGGGCGGAGUUGGGGAGGGUCGUCAGCUACAUGGGAAACACCUGGGCCAGGUGUGUCGCAGGAUAAAUAGACCUCUUCCACAUUCAUGGAGACUCUCUCCAUGCAGACACCUUUGUAGAUUGCGUUGUGGUUCUUGGUGGCUUUUUGUUUGUUUGCAUUGGCACCUUUCAACACCCUGCAUUAUCACAUUCAUGCAUGCAAAACACUCACUUACACUACUGAUUACUGAUUACACACACCAUUGUAUAUUUUCCUUAGUUGCUUUAGUUAAUAAAUAUAUAUUUUGUUACUCCUUA